Molecule: messenger RNA, 249 nt
Organism: Didymodactylos carnosus
Lineage: Eukaryota; Metazoa; Rotifera; Eurotatoria; Philodinida; Philodinidae
Source: the annotation of a GenBank genome assembly
AUGGCAGCGACAAAGGUGGAUCAAUUACUUCAUAUUGCUCCAAUUGAAGUGAGAAAAAAUGUUACAACAAGUCCACAUCCUCUAUCAGAAACAAGACAUAUUACCGCUAUUCCCAUAAAUUUUAUGGAUAUAGGCAUGCAGCAAAAUGGUGGGAUUAUCCUCUGGAAUACUCCAGGAUUUUUGGAUACAAGUGGCCCUGUACAAGGAAAUUAUACUAAAAACUGGAGAGUUUUCUAUUCACCCUCAUGA